AUGCUCUGUUGGCUCAGGUCAGUGAUAGAUGGAGAUUCAGAUACAGGCCAUAAUGCUCUGUUGGCAGCAGGGGAGGCAGGCAGUGGCACAGAGAGUGAUGCGUCUCCAGACCUGCAGAACCAGGAGAAUGAGCCGAGUCAGGACGACCCGGAGCACCUGGAGCAGGCCCUGCAGGACCUGAAGCCCCAGAAGGCAUCUGCAUCCUCCGGGUCAGGGAGGGACCACAACAACCAUAAGAAGAGGAAGAACAAGAACCGACACAGGUUUGACAUGAAGGUGAACAAGAAGCCCCGAGCGGAUUACUCAAAUUGA
Messenger RNA from Knipowitschia caucasica, 312 nucleotides. NCBI's taxonomy places the organism in Eukaryota, Metazoa, Chordata, Actinopteri, Gobiiformes, Gobiidae. The record is from the annotation of a GenBank genome assembly.